UUUCCCUUUCGACCUAUUCGUCCCCGCCCCUACUCUACUUCUCUUCUAACUAAAUCCUCACAACACUGAACAAUGACUGGUCGGGGACAAAGACCGGAGGAACCCCGUCCAAUCACUCCUCCUGAUCCCACUCUCGCGACCAGACCAGUGCCCCAGACGCGAAGCUACAUCGCGCGACCAUUUGGACCGGCAGCUACGAACGAUAUCCAAAGAACUGCACGGUCCAUGACAGAGCUCGAGGCGGAAGCGGACCCGACAACUCAUCCACAAGGCCCAGAGAACUACUAUCCGAGCGUGGACGAGACCCGCAAGCUUCUCAAGGAGGUUGAAAACUGGACAUUUGUCGAGGAUGACCCCACCUGGGGCUACUACGUCUUUGUCACGACUUACUCCGACAGCGCGCGAGAGAAACUGCCACAGGCACUGGCCAACUGGGUCAAGGUGGUUCAGAAGUGUCUGAGCAUCGGGACCCUGCCCAUCUACUCGGAUGAAGCAUUCCGCCGAUUCAAAUUCAAUGUUGUGGAAGAUCGGGAUGCCCUGGACGCAGCGUCUGUCGAUCGCGUACGUGAGGAGUUCCACGCCCAGAUUAGAGGCUUACGUUUGGGCGGAAGUGACAAUGAGGAUGAUGAUCCCCGAACAUCCGGAUUUAUGCCACCUGCUCGGAACCAAGCGUGCCUUUUGCUCGACGAGGCUGCCAUUACCAUGCUAGCCAAUAUUGAUUCGCUCCCCGAUGACGCUGUCGAGUUUUGUCGGAUCUACAACCACAAGACCGUCACUGUUGUGGACGGAUUCUGGAACCGGUCGCGACAGGACCCCCGGGAGACUUAUCGAGGGGUUGGUCAGCUUGCUGUGGCGGGGUUGGUGGGUUUCUACCUAAAUUUGACGAUGGAUGCCAAUGCAGAUGCUAUGCAGGAUCUCCAUCCCAUUAAUGACUGAGCAUGGUGUCUCCUCCUGAUUAUCAACUAGCGUUGAGACGUAGGUGGAGAACUUGAGUUUCCUAGUAUUCUUAAUCGUUCUAAUUUCAUUCUACUGUUUAUGUGUCUGAUUUACAUCGACCUACGAGGUCUACCGGUCUACUACACCACCUAGCAGCUGUCAUUCGC
This is a messenger RNA of Aspergillus candidus, 1103 nucleotides long. RefSeq lists its product as uncharacterized. Lineage: Eukaryota; Fungi; Ascomycota; Eurotiomycetes; Eurotiales; Aspergillaceae. The transcript has a single exon. The record is from RefSeq and is a predicted model, not a curated record. The coding region runs from base 73 to 936 and encodes 287 amino acids.